This is a messenger RNA of Penicillium bovifimosum, 612 nucleotides long. RefSeq names its product Dyp-type peroxidase. The record is from RefSeq and is a predicted model, not a curated record. Bases 1 to 612 code for a protein of 203 amino acids. Lineage: Eukaryota; Fungi; Ascomycota; Eurotiomycetes; Eurotiales; Aspergillaceae. Gene Ontology annotation, cellular component: cytosol. Gene Ontology annotation, molecular function: peroxidase activity; heme binding. The transcript is spliced from 3 exons.
AUGUCGCUUUCCGAGACUCGAUGCCAGCUUCCACCUCGCACUGUGGGCAUCGGCAGCUCUAUCUGGGAUGAACUCACCAACCUGCCGCGACCGAAAGAACUCCACCCAUUCCGCGAAGUCAAGGGCGCCAAACACUCCGCCGUCUCCACCCCGAGACCUCCUCUUCCACAUCCGCUCCGGAGCGCCGCGAUCUCUGCUUUGAGUUUGGGCGCCAGGCUCAUGGACCGCCUCGGCGACUCCAUCUUCCCAUCCUCUGUCCUCGUCGCCAGCGAGGACGACCCAGAUGCGCAGGGGGGCAGCUACGUCGUCGUACAGAAAUAUGUCCACGACCUGGCCGGCUGGAAAUCCCUAUCGACCGAACAGCAAGAGCAGGUGAUUGGGCGGACAAAGCCAGAUAACAUUGAGCUCGAUGACGCCGAGGAGGGGAAGCAAGCCUCGCACAAGACGCUAAGCACGAUUGAGGACGAAGAUGGCCAAGAAGAGCACGAUAUCCUCCGCGACAAUAUGCCCUUUGGAUCGCCGGCGAGUGGGGAGUUUGGUACUUACUUCAUUGGGUACACCAGCCGUUUUCUUGCGCCGUCUGCUACGGUAUUGGAUGGACUUGAUGGUUGA